Messenger RNA from Artibeus jamaicensis (Jamaican fruit-eating bat), 2287 nucleotides. RefSeq lists its product as uncharacterized. Bases 1 to 849 code for a protein of 282 amino acids. The record is from RefSeq and is a predicted model, not a curated record. Lineage: Eukaryota; Metazoa; Chordata; Mammalia; Chiroptera; Phyllostomidae. The transcript is spliced from 3 exons.
AUGUGCUGCCGCGCGCGGGGCGACCAGCGGAGGGAGGCGGCGCGGAGGACAGGGCCCGGCCCCGCCGCGGCCGCCCGGAGCGGAACGAUCGUGGCCGCGCUCCCGCUCGCUGGGAUCCGGGAACUCCCUGGAGAGCGGGGCGCCCUGGGCGCACCCAGCUCGGGCACUGCCGACAGCCCUCUCCGCAAGGUUCAAACCGAUUUGGGCAGCGGCUGCCGGUUUCCUGGUGGGCCGGGCUGGGACCCCGGGCGAGCCGCCUCCUGCAGUCUGCGCGCUCCGCUCUCCUCGGAAGGGACGCGCGUGAAAACACACCCUACGCGAGGAGAACGGGGCCGGAGGGCGGGGGAAUCCCGGGCGAGUGGGGGCCGGAGCUCUGGGCUUCCUCCCCAGCGACACCCGGGGGACACCGGGACUCCCUCGAGCCGUUACCCUGCUUGUGUGGACUCGUGUGAACCCUCGGGGAUGGUUCCCAGAAGGCCGCGGCGGCCGGAGAGCCGCGAGUGGCAGCCAGGCGGGGCUAGCGCCGGGACCGCCUCCUCCGGGUGGUCUUCCCGCCGGGCAAGUACCGCGCGCACCCUCCUCUGCAGUCGGAGCAGCCGGGCCAAGGCGAGCGGAACCCCGUGCCCCGGGCGCCGCGGGGCCCGGCGGCCCAACCCACCGCAGGCCGCGCCGCCGCCCUGCCAGGGGCGGAGUAAACAAGAGACGCAAGAUCUGACCUGGCGCGACCCGGAUUUCUGGCCGGGGUUCCCCCUGAGCAGAUUUCGCGGAAAAGGACCACAUAUGGAGUCAUAUCAGAUAUUCUUUUCCCUUUUCAAUGAAAACUCAUCAAAACGGAGGCAGCCCCUUUAAUGUCUGUGACACUAGCGCUGCUAGUUUCCUUUUUGUUUUGCUUUGUAUUUCACUUCGACCUGCGAUCGGUGUAUUGCUGCGGGUCCCUCUCUAUCCAAAGCCGACAUCGUCAUGAAGGACGACUGCAGGUAAAGCGAUGGGUACUUAUUUUAUGGGUAUUUUUUCCAAAGGAGAACAAUCUGAACAAUGUGGAGUAAGUUUCCCUGUGUCCUUUUAGGUUGAUCUCAUUUAAAUUCACGGCCUACUUCUGCUUAACUGGCUCCUUUCACUGUGUAAGUUCCUUAUUAUUCAGCCCUUCUUAACUUGAUGCACUUAAUAAAAGUUCCCCCAAUCAUCAUUUUCUCUUAAAUGUAUGCCGUUGCAUUCUUCAACGUCCAUUUAAAACGCAAAACGCGAUUUCUGAGUUUUUUUCACUUUCAAACCCACCUGCCACAUACUCCCAGAGUCCAUUUUAUUUAAUUGCUUAAUGGAGAAGAUUAAGCAGUUUCUUUAAGAAUUCAAUUUCCCUUCAGCACACACAGCGGCUGCCCACGCUCCCACAAAGUAAGCAAAGGAAGUAGCAGGCAGCUUUGCUUCUCUAGAACGAAUGAAUGUCGACAUCCUAAAUGCCUCUUUAAAAGACUAGACUGAAUGGUGGGUGUAAUGUGACUAUUAGAAUACUCAGGUACUGGGGCUACUAAAGUAAUUUUUAAAGCAAAUAUACAUCUAUUUUGAUGACCUGAUCCUACCACCAAAGAGGACCCCCGCCCCACAGACAAUCUGUAGUCAAAGUUGGAUUCUCCUUACCUUGUUCUAAAAUCAUCAGGUUCUAAAUAAUAUAACCUGAAGCACAUUGAUGCAGAAAUGAAAAUAUCUGUGAGGAUGUGUGAACUUGAUGACAUCCCUCUACUGGGAAGAAUUACUCUCUUUCAAAUAAAUGCAUCCCUGUCCCCAGUCCCUAAUGCUGCAAUAUGUCUGUCCACUUGCUUACUUCUAAGCGUAACAGUAAUAAAAGAACUCCUCUUCCCAGACAUCCUCAGAAGACAAAAUCAGCCUCGGUAAACUGCACUGGGCCCAAGGAGGCUCUACGGAAAGUGGGGCAGUGUGGGCAGAGCUGCCUUGCCUGGGCACCCAUAGGGUGCAUCAACAACAAUGAAGCAACUUCCUUUUUAUUACUCAUCUUUCCUAUCACUUCUCACUUCAAAGGAAGGAAAAAUCUAGUAGCCUUGGUAAAAUAAUUAAUUUCCACAUGGCAGUAUGGCAUUUUCUUAGUCAGAAAUCACUUCAAACUGAAAGCACCUUCAUUCAAAGAAUAUUUGUCAAGUGCCUGCCGUGUGCUAAAGAUACGUAGGAUACAUCAGUGAACAUAUCCCUGGUUUCCUGGAGCUGGCAUACUAGCAGUGGGGGCUGGGAGUGGGGUAGAAACAGGAUAGAAAACAAAUAUGAGAAAUGGACAGUA